Molecule: messenger RNA, 870 nt
Organism: Toxotes jaculatrix (banded archerfish)
Lineage: Eukaryota; Metazoa; Chordata; Actinopteri; Toxotidae
Gene: mcts1
Product: MCTS1 re-initiation and release factor
Exons: 6
Coding region: 159-704 (181 amino acids)
Biological process (GO): formation of translation preinitiation complex
Molecular function (GO): RNA binding
Source: RefSeq, a predicted model, not a curated record
CCCACACUGAUGCUGGCCCUCUGCUUCUAAACAAACGUGGAAGUGCUUUAGCGUUUACAUUUUUUGUAUUUACUUGUGUUUAGCACAUUCUAUCUGGCGCAGUAAGUGCGGACAAGCUUUGUCACUAUAGAGGAACACGGCAACGGCGACCAACAAAGAUGUUUAAAAAAUUUGAUGAGAAGGAAAAUGUGUCGAACUGUAUCCAGCUGAAAACAUCAGUGAUCAAAGGCAUCAAAAAUCAGCUGUUGGAGCAGUUUCCUGAUAUCGAGUCAUGGCUCAAUCACAUAAUGCCAAAAAAAGACCCUGUCAAAAUAGUGAGAUGCCAUGAACACAUUGAAAUCCUGACAGUGAAUGGAGAGCUGCUUUUCUUCAGACAGAGAGAAGGGCCGUUCUACCCAACCCUCAGACUGUUGCAUAAAUAUCCUUUCAUUCUUCCACACCAGCAAGUAGACAAAGGGGCCAUUAAAUUUGUCUUAAGUGGAGCCAACAUCAUGUGCCCCGGGCUGACGUCACCAGGCGCUAAACUCUACCCGGCUAAAGCUGACACAGUAGUUGCCAUAAUGGCAGAGGGAAAACAACAUGCACUUUGUGUUGGUGUUAUGAAGAUGUCUGCAGAAAGCAUAGAAAAAGUCAACAAGGGAAUUGGAAUUGAGAACGUUCACUACCUGAAUGAUGGAUUGUGGCACAUGAAGACAUAUAAAUGAUGACAUCUACACCUGCAAUGGCCACUGCUCACCCCCACCCCGCACCCUCCCGGAAAGUGUGGAGCUCUUGACAGUGAGGCAUGAGCUGCCAGUCAACUGUUUACACCUACGGACUUAGCUGUGUAACCUGCUGGAGGUUUUGAAUCAAUUGCCAUUAUUCACAAAU